This is a messenger RNA of Polistes dominula (European paper wasp), 12074 nucleotides long. RefSeq names its product serine/threonine-protein kinase Smg1 (gene nonC). The record is from RefSeq and is a predicted model, not a curated record. NCBI's taxonomy places the organism in Eukaryota, Metazoa, Arthropoda, Insecta, Hymenoptera, Vespidae. Gene Ontology annotation, biological process: phosphorylation; negative regulation of macroautophagy; TOR signaling. Gene Ontology annotation, cellular component: nucleus; TORC2 complex; TORC1 complex. Gene Ontology annotation, molecular function: protein binding; protein serine/threonine kinase activity.
UUAUUCUUGGUUUGAAAAAGCGCGCGUAAUAAUCGUUUCUGAUUGGUUAUCUCCAUAUGAUAACCUUAGAAGAAUAGACUCCAUGAGAAUGAACUUAACCUUUGUAAUGUACAGUAUAGAAGUAACCAUCCUGUGAACUAUUUUGUUUAUGCAAGUGUUCAGUAUGCGUUUGCUACAUGGUUUGCGAAAAUCACGCAUGUUGUACACUGAUUAGCUUAUGCUUCUUUUUUGAUUAAUCGAUUGCACAAUAUUUUUAAUACAUUUAAUAUAAAAAAAGUUAUUGUCGACAAAAGGUUAGAUGUUUGAAAUGUAGGUCAUGCAGACCAUCCGCUGAGUAAUGUAAUGAAUAGCUGUGGGAGCUUUAAUACUAACACGAAGCUACGUGGACCGAGGAACUCAGAGACAGCAGAAGAGUCUCCUUGUAAUAGUCAAGGAAGUGAUACCGAUAAAGGAGACGGAGGUACUCUGACUAACUUUGGUAUCAACGAGUCUAAUGUCCAUCGUGGCACUUUGGUUAUUUGCCAACGAAAUUCCAACUAUUAUCUAUCGGAUCAUUCAUUUUCUAAGUUUAAACCGAGAAUUAGUGGGAUACCACGCAAUGAAUUUCGAAUGGCUCGUGGUAGCAGUUCAGGAGAUCGUGGUAGAGGAGGAUUACGUGGUCGAGGUUUUAAGAAAACAUGUGAACGUGAUGCAAAUGCUGAGUCCAGUUGUCACUCGGCACUUAAACCCAAGUUUCAAGAAUCGUUGAAAAAUCAAGAAAAUUCGCAGAACAAAUACUAUGACGAUAAAAGAAUAAAUGAUGAGUCCAGAAUUUCUAAACUUUUGAGGAGAUUAUGCCGUGAAGAUGAUUAUGAUCAUUUCAUGAUGCUUUGCAAACAAUUACAAGAAGGUAUACUAGCACCUGAAAAUCAAAGAUAUAUACGACGGAGCUUGGAGCAUAUUUGCGAAAGCUUAUUAGAUAUUCUACACUCUGGUCUUGGACCGGAUGCAAAGCAGCAUGUGACUAAAUGUUUAGGUCGUAUCGGAUAUGUGGUAGAUCAAGAUUUCAAAAGAUUUUUAGAAUGGACUUUUAGUAAGUAUGCCUUGGAAAGAAAAGAUGACAUUAAAUGUCUUCUAAUCAAAUCUUUUGUCGAAAUGCUCAAACUGGAUGCAGAAACACCAAGAUUAAAGGAAUUCUCAGUGUCUAUGAUGUCGCAAUUGCAAUCAACGUUGGAAAAUGUUGAUAGAUCAGAUUUAUUAGUGGCUACAGUGGAUGCCAUAUUAUUAUUAAUCGAAUCAUAUCCCGAGACUUUUUCCAGUCAUUUUCGUGAUACGGUCGAUAUUUUAGUGGGAUGGCAUAUAGAUUCAACUCAACAAAGAUCUAUCGUAGCUUAUGCGAGUAAAAGCUUACAGAAGUUACGGUCAUUUUGGAUUACAGAUUUACAGUUUACAUUGACAUUGUUAGGACAAUUUUUGGAAGACAUGGAAAGUUAUGAUGAAGAAUUAACUUCACCUGAAUCUGGUAGAGCUUCACCUGGCGAUGAAACAUUUCCGACACCUAAAGAAUGUAUACUUCGUAUCACAUCUUUAAUAUCUGUAUUUAAUACUGUGACCAAAAGUAUAUCUGAUCGUUUGAAUCCUAAUCUUACACCUAAUGUGCAGUGGUCCUUUUUAAUGGAUUGCCUAUCAAAAAUGUUGAAAACUGUAGUAAAAGCAAUUGAAGUAAAUGAAGGUUACGAGGAAUGGUCACAAAAUCUUGUCGCACCGCUUGAAAAUAAUGACAAUGUAAUUAGAUGCGCAAGGCAUAUGAAUUCGACUCAAAAACAUGUUGAAGUACUUUUGAAAAGUUUUAAUAAGGAAGAAAUCAGGGAAGAGAAUUUAAUAAAGAUGCUCAAAUGUUUAUACAUUAGCAAGAAAAAUGAUAAUAAAAAUUCUAAAACUGUUAUCGAUAAAAAUAUAUUUUCGAAAGAAAAGGAACAAUCUCUGAUGAACGUACUCGCUUCAAUGGAAUUUAAAAGAAAAAAAAAUAUUGAUUUAUCAGAAGAAAAAGAAGAACUGAUCGUGGUUGCAAACGAAUGUGCAUUUUUGCUUCUAGGAUAUAUUCAAAGUCGUGUGACUAAAAAUCAUGAUCUUCUUUAUAAAUUCAUCGAUCUUCAAUUGCAAAGAGUUAACAUGUUUUGGGACGACACUAUUAUUUCUAUGUUGAAUACCAUCUCUAAAGUGAUUAAAGAGGUAUCAGCUAAUUUACCUUUAGAACUGGUGCAUAAAUUGCUUGGAAAAAAUUCCACCUUAUUAAAGUUAAGAUUCAGAAAUUCUAUAACCAUUCAAAAUGCUAGCCUUGGUGUAUAUCACAGCCUUUUGAGUUUAAAGAAUAUUCCAUUGCUUCAAGAGGCAUACAGAUAUAUAUUAGCUGAUUUAGAAGUGGCUUACAAACUUAUAAGAGAUAUCGAUUGCUUAGUCAUAGAUAAUCCUUUCACCGAUGUGCAAUAUAAAAAGUCAGAUGCUGAAAUUGUUAUUAUUUUUAUUCUACGCGCACUUUCAGAUAUUGCAAAUGCAAGUAAUUCGAUAAUUGGAAUGUGGGCGUUAAAACCAACAAUAUUAGAACUCCUUGCUGUUAAAUUAAAACCAUAUGAUCCAGCAUUAUCUAUUGCCAGUCCAUUGUUACAGUAUAGCAUUUUGUAUCUGCUUUAUGCACAUUGUUCAAGGUAUAAUCAUUUUGUACCAAGUUCUAGUUUAAUAACAGGAAUAACUACAUGCCGCCCAAUAGAUAUGUUUCCUGGAACAUUAGAUGUACCAACAACGUCACCUACAAGUGGACAUUUAUCUAUAAUACUUAAUCUUAUAGCAAAAACAUAUAACAAGAGAAGUUCAAACAGAACGUUAUUACUUUUAUCUAAUUGGAUGCAAGAGAUUUGUAUACAGUCUGAAAAUUACAUUGGUAUUUUGAGUAAAACUCAGGAAUGUGAAAAUGUUAUUACCAGUUUAAUUGCUUGUGGUACUACAACAGAUUAUGAUAUUUUAAUCGCUAUUUGUUCUAUUUUUGAAAUUUUAAUGAGUUCAAAAAAUGUUGUCUGGCGAUACGAAAUUUAUUCAAGUAUUGUUGACUUUGCGAUGUUACAUCUAACUUCGUUCGACAAGCAUGUACGUGAAAAGUAUAGUCAACUGUUAAUGAACGUGCCUCUUAAUAUUGUUAUUCCAAAAUUAAAUAAAGAAUACUUACCGUCAGAAACAAAGAAAUUUCAAGAGAUUGAGAGUUAUUCAUUAGAAUCUGUAAUUCUCGCACAGAGAUUACACAUGAGAGGUAACAACAAUGGUGAAAUGCAAGCGCAAUAUUUUAAAACUUAUAUGGCAUUUUUAUUGCAAGAACAUUAUAUCGAUGCAUCUGGUUUAGCUGAAAUAUUUACUUUGUGCUGGCCGACAGUGUCUGAAAAUGAGAUAAUGACAAAAAUGCAUUCAUUAGCUCUCGCAAAUUGUUCUUUCUUAUUUUUUUGGUGCGGCCUUGAAGCUGCGCAACAUUGCGUAAUUAAUAAGCUGCGUACUUCUCUUGGGAAACCUCAAGAAACAUUCACAAGCAUUGAAGGAGCAUUGAAAAUUUUGGCUCGUGAGAUAUCAUACAAUUCAGAAAUAGUGAAGAAAGAUAAUCAUGGUUUAGAUUACCUGUUGCACGAACACACACGUGUAAGACUUUUUAUAGAAUUCCUAGAACAUUUAGAGAGAGUUAUUCACAAUGCUGCGGAAGGAUGCGCUGUGGCAUUACCACCCUUGUCAAAGCCAGUACGAACUUUCUUUCAUACUAAUAAAUCUACGUGCAAAGAAUGGUUGAAUCGCAUUCGUUUGGCUCUAUGCGUUGUUUCAUUACAUUCGGGAUUGGCAACAGUAGCUUUAAGGAAUGGUCAAAGACUUUUAGAAGAUUUAAGUAUUUUUGAGAAUACUCAAGGUAUAGAAUUUGAGAGGGCAACUCUUUGUACAGCUCAAGCUAUGGUCAUGUUAGGAGAAGCAGAAGCAUUACAAGGACUUUAUAUAUAUACAAAAGAAAAAGAUAGAAAGUUUCCUUGGUUGAAAGCAGCGAUGGAAGAAGCUGCUGGUCAUCAUGAAUCAGCAGCUGAUAAUUAUAAACAAAUAAUCGAAGAGCAAUGGUAUAACAUAGAUGAAGAUGUAAGAGGUGCAAAAAUAGAUGGUGAUAAUCAAGUGGCAACAUUUUGUAUGCAACACCUUACUAAGUGUUACAGAGCUGUCAAUGAUUGGACUCAGUUAGAAACAUGGAAAAUGAUAGAAAAUGAUAUCUUGAUGCAAGAAAAGAAUAUCCCCCUAAAGAAACAAAUGAUGGAAGACAUAGUUCCUCAGCAGGCAAAAUGUUUAAGAAAGUUUGAAACUGGAGAAAUUAUUUCCAUAGAAGAGUUGUCUAAUUGGAACCUAUUGGAUGAAGAAACCAGAACAAAUUGGAGCUGUGCUAAGACUAUUAUCGAAUGCAAUAACACUUUAACUAAUAUUGCAAUGAGCGCUCAUAUCAAUGAAUAUAAAACUUCGUUUGAAAAAGAUAUACAGAGAUGUCAGAAAGUUGCUGCUAAAACUAUGGAAGAAGGUUUACGAAAUGUACCUUCGGAGUAUUUAAGCGAUUCCAUAUUGAUACAAUAUUGUGCUACCGGUUUGAAAAAUUUACUAGCUGGAAAACAAAACAAUGUAUUUGAAUUAUAUAAAGAGGACAAAAUUAACAAUUUAAGUACCAGUAUAUUGACACAAAUUUUAUGGUGGUCAGAUUAUUUCUGUAAAACAAAUAAUUCUAUUUCCAACGAAGUGGCCAGUUUGAGAUUACACGUGGUUCGAAGUGCAAGAAAAGACGGCAAUUUUAAUUUAGCUAAACGAGAAAUGAUAAAGUACUUCGAAAUCGAACAAGACUUAUUCCAAAUCAAAGAUUUACAGGGUUGCAAUUUUACAGAGAUUAUAGACAAAAUGCUUACUGAGUCUCUGAACGUAAAAUGGUCGAAAAAUAAUAUGCGGGCAUUCAGAGAAUUUGCUAAAUUGCUAUACGACAUGGAAAAUAUAGAUGAGGCAUUGAAAGUAUGCAGUGCAACAGCGCUUGGAAUUUCUCGGUCUAUCGUAGGUGGAGAACAAUUAGCAGAUCUAAGAGAAACUGGAACUAAACUUUUGCUCACUCUUAGUAAAUGGAUACAACAGGAUACUAAUAUAACCGAUAAUCAUCAGUUAGAAGAUUUACUACGAUUCGAAGCUGUUCAUAACGAUGGCUUAAUGAAUAAAUUAUUUGGAGACACGACGGAUUUAAUACCAACAUCGGAUAUGAUUAUUGGAAAGUUAAUGCAGCUAGGCGUAAAUCAAUGUCCCGAUCUGCCUUUAGCAUGGUCCAGCUUUGCAGCCUGGUGCUACAAAUGGGGAAGAAAAAUAGUUGAUAAUUCUAAUUCUGGCCAACUUACAGAUACAGAUCGAAUAAAUAUACAAUCAUUGUUGCCUAUAGAUAUUGCUGAAAGUGAUCUUAAUGCGGUAUUUUCCAUAUUGAGCCAAAAUAAAACUAUUCCAGAAGAUGAGGGUGAUAUUGAUACGAAUGAUAUAAAUACAUCAGAGAUGAUAGAAAAUCAAUUGAGAAAUGUUCCAAUUUUAUGUCAUGCCAAUAAUGAACAUCUUGGAAUGUUAGUCGACAUAUGGAGGCAAGCACAGAAACGAAUUUAUUCUUAUUAUGAAUUAUCUGCUAAUGCUUACUUUAAAUAUUUGCAAUUAGCAAAUAAUGGAAACAACAAUUGUGAUACUAUUACAGCUACAUUAAGACUUUUACGACUUGUUGUAAAACAUGCUUUAGAACUUCAGAAUGUACUUGAAUCUGGACUUUCAACUACACCUACUGGUCCAUGGAAAGAAAUUAUACCACAACUAUUUUCAAGAUUAAGUCAUCCGGAAGCAUAUGUACGGACCCAAGUUUCCGAACUUUUAUGUAGAGUGGCAGAAAAUUCUCCUCAUUUGAUAACUUUCCCUGCAGUAGUAGGAGCUGUUUCUGGUCAAAGAAAAAAUUAUGACAAAAUGGUUUACGAAAGAAUUGAUCAUGAUAUUUCUCAGCACAAUGAUUUAGAUUACAUAGAAGAGGAUACUGAAUGUACUUAUAAUGAUGAAAACCAAGGCUUUAUGGAUGCUUGUUUCGCACAAUUAGUUGAUUGUUUAUCGAAUAGAAUCCCAGAUUCCGUUAGUCAAGUGAAAAUACUUGUAAGAGAACUUCGUAGAAUUACGUUGUUAUGGGAUGAAUUAUGGCUAGCAACAUUGUGUCAACAUCAUACAGAAAUUAGUAAGAGAUUUGAACAGCUAGAGUUUGAAGUUCAAAAAGUACAAGACAAUAUUUGGCUUACUCCAGAAGAGAAAGAUAAAUUAAUUGCUGAAAAGCAUAGGAUCAUAUUAAAACCAAUUGUAUUCAUCCUUGAAAAUCUCUUAUCAAUGACAUCUGUAUCGGCAGAAACUCCACAUGAAAAAAAUUUUCAAGAUAAAUUCGGCCCAACCAUUCAAGAAGUUAUUAGUAGAUUAAAUAAUCCAAAAAAUCCUGCUAAACCUCAAAUGGCUGCACUAUCCUUAAAACAUUUGGAAACAAAAUUAGCACAACGUGUACAAAAACGGACUGCUUAUUCAUUAUCGAUGACAGAUAUUAGUCCAAUCCUAGCUAAUUUAAAGGACACAUGUAUUGCUAUGCCAGGUGUUGCUGCUAUUGGCAAUAAAGUUGUUACUAUUAAAUCUGUUAAUAAUAACGUACAAAUACUACCAACUAAAACAAAACCAAAGAAGCUUAUGUUUCAUGGUUCGGAUGGUCAUACUUAUACGUAUUUAUUUAAAGGAUUAGAAGAUUUACAUCUUGAUGAAAGAAUCAUGCAAUUUUUAAAUAUAUGUAAUACUAUGAUGUCUAAAAAUAGCGAUACCAAAAAAGUUUAUAGAGCACGUCAUUAUUCUGUCAUUCCUUUGGGACCACGAUCUGGUCUUAUACAGUGGGUCGAUGGUGUUACACCAUUAUUUGUCCUUUACAAACGUUGGCAGCAGAGAGAAAGUGCUAUGGCAAAUAAAACUGGGAACACAGCAAUUUUACGACCUUCCGAAUUAUUCUAUAAUAAAUUAACACCAUUACUGAACGAAAGAGGAAUAGCAUUGGAUAAUAGAAAAGAAUGGCCUCUUCCAAUACUCAAACAAGUAUUAUCAGAAUUAAUGACAGAGACUCCAAAGGAUUUAUUAGCUAAAGAAAUUUGGUGUAACAGCAUUAACGCCGGAUGUUGGUGGCAAGCAACUAAAAAUUAUUCAUAUUCCGUUGCUGUUAUGUCUAUUAUUGGCUACAUCAUAGGCUUGGGCGAUAGACAUUUAGAUAAUGUAUUAGUUGAUCUGAAUACUGGAGAAGUAGUACAUAUAGAUUAUAAUGUAUGCUUUGAAAAGGGAAAGACUUUACGUGUCCCUGAAAAGGUACCUUUCAGAAUGACACCCAAUAUUAAAGCUGCGUUAGGUGUAACCGGUGUAGAGGGUAUAUUUCGAUUGGCCUGUGAACAUACCCUUCGAGUUAUGCGUAGAGGAAAAGAAACAUUGCUUACUUUAUUGGAAGCAUUUGUCUAUGAUCCUUUGGUAGAUUGGAGAGCUGGAGCUGAUAAUAGUAUCGCAAGUUAUGGAGCAUGUCAAGCUAGAGCAAGAUGUACUGGUAUAGGACGGAAACAAUUAGAACAGGAACUUACACGAGCUAUGUUUGCUGUUAGAAUUGCAGAAAUGCGAGCAGAAUGGCUUGCAAACAGGGAUGAAUUAGUUAAAACUUUUCCUUUGUUAUGUCAUCAUUUAACAUGUUGGAUUGAGGCUACUGAAGCAUCGCAACAGUGUCAAGAUUUAUUGCAAGAUAGACAUCAACAACUUGCUUUAGUAAAAGAGGCACAAGCAAUGGGACGUAAUCAUGUUUUAUAUUCAGUGGUAAAAAGGUAUAAUACAUUUAAGCGUGCAAGAGAUGCACAUGAAAAAGCCAGAAUUGGAUUGAAAGAAAAAAUAGAAGAAUGUGAAAAGCAAAUUAAUAUGCAUAAUAUCGCAUUGGCUUCCGUAAGAGGACCACAAUUAGGCCAAUGGUUAGCAGAAUUAGGAACGUCAGCUACACGAGAAGAUCAUGUUGUUUUUGAUCUUGUUAAAGAAUUUCUACAAAAUGCUGGUCAAAAUCAGAUGAUUAUACAGUGCGAGCAAUCCGAAAACGAAUUAACUCAAUUAGCUACUCAACAGUCUAUUCUUAUUCGUAGUUGUUUGGAUCUUAUGAGUCAAUAUUCAGCAAUAUGUAAUCUUUAUCCAAUAAGUAUCGUUUCGCAACACCGUACGAUUGUUUAUCAUGCUUGGGCAAAUAAGUUGUUGGCAUCACCAACGGUAGAGACUUGUCAUGAAGUAAUGAAUCAAUUUGAAGCAAAUUUUGGCCAAAUGAAUGGAAAUAAUUCUCAAGAACAAAUAGUAGCAUUUUCUUAUCAUAUGCAAGCUAUCUUAAAUGAAGCGAAUGAGAGAUUUAAAAAAGCUUACGAAAGGAUGGUUUCCGAAGGUCUACCAGAAGCCAUCAGUAGAAUCGAGAAGGCAUAUACGGAAUCAAGAGUUCAGAUCGCAGGAUUUUUAAGACGUGAAAAAGGUGCAGAAAGAGCAUUCGAAAGCGUUAAUAUAACAGCACUUUGUGCAUUAAACAAAAGAUAUUUAAUAAUGGAAGGAGCUGCUAAAUGUGCAGGAGAGUGUUUAGUUGAUCUUACAUCGAGAGAAGGAGAUUGGUUUUUAGAUGAAAUGAGAUUAAUAUCCUCUUUAAUAUCUGAAUUUAUUACAUUAAUACCAGAAAAUCAUAAAACAAACAAUGAUCCAAAAAUAUCCCUCGUAUUGAAAUGUCUUAAAAGUGCAGACUCCAUUUACAAAGGAUUGCAAGAACUUAAUUACAAUUUUCACACGAUUAUUUUACCAGAAGCCAUGAAAACAAUUAUCAUAGAAGAACCAACUGUAAUAAGAAUGAUUAACGAAUUAAAUGAAAUAAUUUUAUCGACAGGAAUACCUCUCUGUGAUAUUCUUGGAGAACUAGAAAUACACAUGAGAUUUACUGUAAUGGAAAUGGAAAGUCCACAUACUAUGAUACAAAACUUAGUAUCUAAUAUGAGAUCACGUUUUGAAACAUUACUAUCUAGACCUGCAGAUAUUCAAGAACUUAAUCACGACGAGACAUUAACACCUGGUCAAAUGCUUUUAAUGGGUUUCAAUGGAUUGUUUGAAAAGUUACAAAUGGAAGGUAAUGCUCUGGUAAGCACAUUAAGUUCCCUUGAUAUUCCAAUUAAUUGGAAAAAAAUCGAUCAAAUUAGAGAAGCUAAAGAAAUGGCUGGACCCAUAUUUAAUAAAGCAGCACGACAAGUUUUAGAAGAUAUUUUCCUGAUAAAGAGAUUAUAUACAAUACAAGAGUUUUUUAUAAUGUGUAGAGAUAUUGCAACAGCAUUUAAAGGGGAAAUUGCAAAUGUUUAUGACGAUGAAAGAUUAAAUAAACCAGUAAGAGUAUUUACUGCUGAUUAUGUCUCAAGACAACUCCUUGGAGUAACGACUCAAACAGUUGCCAUUGCAUUAUGCUUUUUAUUACAAAGAAUGGGAUUAAAUGUUACUACUGAGAUUGAACAAAGAGAUAUUGGAGCAGAGAGUAAAGUUUCACUCGACGAAUUAUGUAGAAAAAUGGUCGAUUUAUGUUUAAAACAAGGUCUUUUUACGGGAUCUGUUUUAGCUCAAGCUAGUACAUUGAGUAGUACGUUAGAAAGUACUUGGAGAAGAAAACAAAGCUCAAGAUUGGCACAACAAGGUGUUGAAUUGUCACGCGCUAGUGUACAAAGACUGCAACUCCAAUUAACAGCACAUAAUUGGUUGCACGAAGAUAAUUUUCUACUGAGAUCUAACAUGAGUCCCAUGAAUCCAUUAAAUCGUUCCGCGUUUAUGUUGGAAUUAAGAAAAACAGCUGCAGCUCUAUCCAAUUUACAAUCAAGAGUAUGUGAAGCACGCGAGCAGCAACAAAAUCUGGUAUCCAGCGCUAUUCAGCGUUUGAAAUGGGCUGCUGGUGCUAAUCCAGCAUUAGGCGAGGUCAUGUCAGCAUUUGAUAAUGCUGUAUUAUCUUCAUGCGAAAAAUUAACGCAACAACAUAAUCUCUCAGCAGCUGUUAUCAACACUUGUAAUUCUAUAUUACAUUACGAAGCAUUGAGGACUAGAACAUCGGAAAGCGUUACGCACGAUGCCAAUUUUAUUAAGCUUGUUAAGCAUUGGGAAGAGAGUUGUUUGUUAACAGUAAAUUUAACGAUUACUGUUAGUCCAAUAGAAGAAAGUCUUAUUGAAUUAUUACAGUUAGAAAACAAUGUUGACGUUAACUGGUUGAAACAAGCGGAGAAACUUAUUUCCGAGGCGAUUAUUGAUACGCAAAAGAAAUUACAAGAAAAACAAGAUAUUUUACGCAACGCACAUGAUUGCUUAAGAGGACGAGUGACAAGCCUUCAGAAUAUACUUGCAGAACAUCAUAAAUUAAUGUCUGACGUCCGAGUACUAUUAAAGACUAUGGUCAAACAAGAAAAUAUUGUCGGAUUGCAAGAAUUUUUAAAUACUUAUCGAUCAUUCACUGAAACUUUAUCUACGGUCGUGAAAGAAUUGGAAUCGGACAUUUUAGAUCCUAAAAGAGGCAUUGCCAUAAAGUCCGAAUUAGAAAACAUGGCGAUUAUGGUACCUAACUUAUAUAAUGAGUUGUUGGAAUUUGCUAGUGACCAUAGAUUGAAUUCGAAUAAAGGAUCAGAUAAGGAAUGUUCUCUUAAGAAGAGAGUUAAAUUAAUGAGACAAGAUAGCGUUUGUCUUAGUCCUAAAAAAGGAAUUCCUUUAGCUAGGGAUCCAACUACGGGAAAAGCUGUGCAAGAACGAAAUGCGUAUGCGCUAAAUGUAUGGCGACGCGUAAGAAUGAAAUUAGAGGGACGAGACCCACAUCCAACGCGUAAGUAUACAACGGCCGAGCAAGUGGAAUAUGUAAUACGUGAAGCACAAAGCACUGAUAAUUUAGCUCUCUUAUAUGAGGGUUGGACACCAUGGGUUUGAAGGAACGAAAGUAAACGCAAACGCGUUGAUGGUUAAUCUCUCGUCUCAUAUGGUACUACUAAUUUGUACCAUUCGGUGCUCUACAACGUAGAGGCAAAGACGUCUGUACGAUCAGGUGUAAUACGACCUAGUAUUUCACCUAGGAGAAAAGUCAACACAAGUCCGAUUAAUGGUCGGCUGUGCCAACACAACGAAAAAUCUUACGAGCUGACUAUAAAAAUACUCUGAGCUCUGAUUCUAUGAUUAUCUCAAAAUGAUCAUCUACGUUGUUCAUAAAAUCCUCUCCUAUCUUACUGGUCAUGGUAUUCUAUCAGAUUGCUUCAGAUACUCUACUUCAAUAAGCUCUAUUGUAUUAUUUGUUUUUGUUAAAUGGUGCAGAAGAAAACAUGUAUGUUUUUGAAAAAAUAUUUUUAACAGAGUAGAGUUCAGAAUACACAUAAUGUUGGGAAAUAGGGUGAUUAUUAUUGAAUGAAAAAAGAGAACAUGCAGAACGUAUUGAAAGAAAUCUUAUUGAAUGUUAAGCCUGAAAAAGUUUCGAUAAAAAAAUCAAGAUAAUGUAUAGUCACAAGUAAGAUGGGAUAUAAUCCAAAAGUUACAAAGUUGAGAUAAUACACAAGUGGAACAUGGUGGUCUGUGCGAUAAGAAGGUAUAUAAUAAAUGAUUAACAAAAAAGAGAAAAUAAUACUAUAAUGCCCAAUUGGUACAGGUAAAUAUUACGUUUGUUACGUAAUAAUUUAAUACAUUAACGUUGAAACGUCACUUGCAGCUGAACAAUAAUGGGAAGAAUAAUUUGAUCGGCAUUGGGUAUUAAGUUUCUUUUUCCUAAAGUUUAAGGUAUUAUUCUAAUCAAGGGUUUAUAAUGUUUGGAAAAAACAUAGAGUCUACCGGGUGUUUACAAUAAUGAAGUAUCAAUGAGAAAUAUAAAUGAGAAAAAAUGUUCAGCUGAGAAUCGUAUUGAGAAGAUCUAUAAAACGAUGUAAGUGUCAACGACUUAUGAUGAUCGUGAUAACAUCUAUGACUAUAAUGUACAGCAU